Molecule: messenger RNA, 936 nt
Organism: Adineta ricciae
Lineage: Eukaryota; Metazoa; Rotifera; Eurotatoria; Adinetida; Adinetidae
Source: the annotation of a GenBank genome assembly
AUGACUUACUCACAUUCAAGAGCUGCACUUAAAGGUCACGGAUUAUUAAAAGAAAUAGUUCUGAAUGAAGAACGUCGAAAACUAGUAAUUCCAGCGUUGACAUUCGAUUGUACAGUUUCCCAAUUAGUUAUCGGUAAAUAUCACAUCAAUCUUAUUCCCUCUAAUGGUUUCGUUUGUAGCCUGAUUUCUAUCUUCAACAUUGCAUACAUCGUCAUCAAUCUCAUUUCACGCAUUGUUAGUGCCGGAUUCGGUAUUGAUCCUACACGAACAUCCCUUGCAUGGUGUAAAUUCAGACAGUUCUGCUUAUAUGCACUUCUUUUGAUCACAGUCACAUGCGCAUGUUUAGCAGCCAUUGAUCAAUACUUCGCAUCAUCACAGAAUGUGAGAAUUCGUCGCUGGAGUAACAUCCGAUGGGCUCGUCGAAUUGUCGUUAUUAUCUGGUGUAUUCAUGGCAUCCCACCUAUCUUGUAUUCAAAUAUCUCGCCUACAACAAAAGCCUGUGGAAAUAUGAAUGCAAGAUAUGCUGAUUACAUUCCUUUCUAUCUGUUGGGUUUGAUUUGUGCCAUUCCCAUCGUUGUAAUGGUGACAUUCGGAUAUCUCACUUAUCGCAACAUUCAUCUCACUCGUGCUCUUGUAAGACAAUAUGCUGAUCGACAACUGGUUCGAAUGGUUCUCUUUCAGAUCAUUCUUGUGAUCAUUAGCUUCUUUCCAUAUGGAAUAUACAGUGUGUAUAGUUUGGUGACGACUGGAUUAACCAAAGAUAGUUACCGGUUAUCACAAGAAGCAUAUGCACUAGCAGUUAUCAGUCUCGUAACUUAUUUUUAUUAUUGUGGAAGCUGUUAUGUAUUCGUACUAUCAUCGAGUCGCUUUCGUCGAUCUGUUCGAAACCAGAUAUUAUAUUGGUGGAAUCCAACCCAAAUCGAUCCAGCGAUAUGA